Messenger RNA from Coregonus clupeaformis (lake whitefish), 3395 nucleotides. Its product is annotated as BTB/POZ domain-containing protein KCTD1. The record is from RefSeq and is a predicted model, not a curated record. Lineage: Eukaryota; Metazoa; Chordata; Actinopteri; Salmoniformes; Salmonidae. The transcript is spliced from 5 exons. Gene Ontology annotation, molecular function: transcription factor binding; transcription corepressor activity. Gene Ontology annotation, biological process: negative regulation of DNA-templated transcription; protein homooligomerization. Gene Ontology annotation, cellular component: nucleus. The coding region runs from base 564 to 1766 and encodes 400 amino acids.
AAUACUAUUAGUGUCUGCUUUAUGUUAGUAAACAGGUCUGGAGACAGUGUGCUGCGGAGACUAAAAGGGUCUGGGAAAGGUUAAGCGUUCAUCCAGGGUCGCCAAUGCCCUGGGGGCUAGUGUGUGUGUUUAAUCUAGAACAGAAACAUGAGGUCUCAGCUGCAUUUUGAUGAUGUAAUUUGGUUAGUCACGGAAUACUCUGCACUGUUAUAGUGUUACAUUAGUUACUGAGCUUUGAGUUUUUUAACCAAGGACUUGUUGCCAGACUUCUGGACAGGGUUUAGCUUCAGAUGCAGGCUAAAUGGAAAAGUAAUGUUCAGGCUACAUGUUAGUGCUUGAGAGGCAGCUGGAACAAAGGAUUGCGAUGAAUAGAAAGGGCAAAGGUCAGGGCGCAAAUCCAGAUGUGCGUCAUCAUUGGGAUAUACUGCGCUUUUGGGGUGGUCCAAAGAUCAACCUGGUGUCUGCUUUAUAGAAUACACCUUAGCAGACGCGCAAUUCUACGGUAAAUGUGACAAUACCUUCCUUUAUAACAGCGACAACCCUAAAAACUCAGGGGCACCAGGAUGCAAAUGUUGUCGGGGGGCUUUGACUUAUCCCAACAACCAUUGCCAAAGCGGCACAGUGACUGUCCGCCACAGAAGCAUCGCUCUUGUUUAUGGUGUGCUGCUGCCCGCCAUUUACCGCUCUCUGGAGUCUGCAGGUGGAAACCGACAGCAUCUCCGGUUUUUAGUGCGCCAGGUUUGAUAAUGGAAGCAACAGAUAUCAUGGAUUUAACGCAUCAGAAACCGAGAAAGCACCCGCGUCCAAUCAAUUCCGUGGAUGAGUCCGUACUACACGCGUCCCUGAAACGAAUCUCAAUGCGAACAGGAGCGGAAUGCGGAGACGCUCCGUUCAUGUACUCGAGAAGCGACCCCUCACCUGCAGCAUCACUAAAGCAGAAUGAUAAUUCUGUAUCUUCCUCGUCAGCGCAGGAUAACCGUUCCAGCAUGUCCAGGCCAAUGAUCACAAGAUCGCCAGCAUCUCCCCUGAGUAACCAGGGCAUCCCGACACCCGCCCAGCUCACCAAGUCCAACGCCCCUGUACACAUCGACGUGGGCGGACACAUGUACACCAGCAGUCUGGCCACGUUAACCAAGUACCCAGAGUCCAGAAUCGGCCGUCUCUUCGAUGGCACAGAGCCCAUAGUGUUGGACAGCCUGAAGCAGCACUACUUCAUAGACAGGGAUGGACACAUGUUCCGCUACAUCCUCAACUUCCUCAGGACUUCCAAGCUCCUCAUCCCAGAUGACUUCAAAGACUACAGCCUUCUGUACGAGGAGGCCCGGUACUUCCAGCUGCAGCCCUUGCUGGCCGAGCUGGAGCGCUGGCGCCAGGACCGCGACCUGGCCCGGGUGUCACGCCCCUGCGAGUGCCUGGUGGUACGUGUGGCGCCCGACCUGGGAGAGAGGAUCACGCUGAGCGGAGAUAAGGCCCUCAUCGAGGACGUGUUCCCGGAGAUCGGAGACGUCAUGUGCAACUCGGUCAAUGCCGGCUGGAACCACGACUCCACACACGUCAUCCGCUUCCCGCUCAAUGGAUACUGUCAUCUCAACUCUGUCCAGGUGUUGGAGCGUCUGCAGCAGCGUGGCUUUGAGAUUGCUGGCUCCUGUGGUGGGGGCGUGGACUCGUCCCAGUUCAGCGAGUACGUCCUGAGGAGGGAACUGAGGAGGGCAGGCCAGCGAGGAGGGCCUAACUCAAACAGGAUAAAACAGGAGCAGCUGGACUAGACUAGAGACCUCGCAGAAACUGGGGGGCGCUAGACUCUUUUUCGGUGGCAGCCAAGCGCUCGACGGGACACAGCGGAACUCUGUGGACUCUGUGGGGCUAUUCUUGCAAACAUUAGAAUAAGUUUAAGUUUGUCUCAAAAUUUGCAUCAGCUAAUUAAAAUCAUUGACGAUGUUGCACGUGUUCAAAUGCUACAUAUUAGCUUUUCCCAUCAGAUAACCUGCCCUAUGCUAACCUAGGCCAGCUGGCAGUGAUUGUUACCUGUAACAAAUUCUGCAUCAGCCUAUCAAAGAUCUUAAACUUAAUAUCCAUCAACCAAUGGCAUUUCUUAAAAUAUGUCAACUUGGCCACCAGAGGGAUAUUUUUCAACCACCGAGGUUUACUUUUGUUCCUCUUAGUCUGUCUCAAGUGUGGAGUGCCAAUAUUGCAUGAUGCAUCCUUGAUUAGGCUACUAGCUAGGUUAUCUGAUGGGAACAACUAACAUAUAGCGUUCGAUCACGUGCAACUAUGUCAAUGAUUUUAAUUAGCUGGUGCGCAUUUUGAGACCGAGAAAAAGUUUAAACUUAAAUGUAUUCUAAUGUUCGCAAGUAUGGCCCGAUGCAGCGUGUUCUCUUUUUGUUUUGUUUCUUUGUCGUUAUAUUUUUUACAACUUGAGAAGAACCACUGAGAAAGAAAGAAAAUAAGGCGCGACAGGAUAAUUUUUUUGCCGUAAGAGAUACAGAACAUUUGAUAAGAUUAUAUCUCAAGGACAUUUGUGAAUGUUCAAGCCCCCCACAUUGAGAGAUAAGAGGGUUCAUAUUCUUUUCGCAGGGUCCCUAAGUGAAGUUUGUUUUAAAACUUCAAACCUACGGUUAGAUAUAAUUUCCAUGAUUAACAACAUGCAACAUUUUAAUGGUUUGACUGCACAUGUAGUGCAAGGCCUCUCACCAGUGAUUUGUAGUUUUUCAUUUACCCACUGGCAUAUUGGCCAAGUCAAAUUGUUCUGCCAUACUGUAAAAAGUUCACUGUAAUAUGUUGCAAGAUCUCAGUUCACAUAAACACCAUUAUUUUGAACUGAAUAUGAUGCAUUCGUAUCCACACUCUUAUUCACACAGGAUGUUAAGUAUCGUGAUACAUACAAAUGAAGUGGUUUUAUCGAAGUUAGCUUAUUGGAUUUUAUGCUAUGAAAUAUAGUUCACAGUAUUAUCAAGAUUUUAUGUCAUAGACCAUUCUAUACUCACUAAAUGAAAAUUAUUAAGUAAAUUAUUAUAAGAAAUGGCACUGAAUUGCCUCUUUUAGGGGACUAAGCCUAGAGAACAGUUGUGAUUUAAUUUAGAGGAUCACAAGAUCCUAUUGAGUGACAUACUGUAAAUGAGAUUUGCCAUUGUAUAUGUGUUUGUGAGUAUUUUUUAUGUUGAAAUGGACACCUUUUUAAACUGAAUAAUGUUGCCUCAUUAAUGACUGAAUAGGUGAGGCUAUUAUUAUAAGACCCACAUUUAAGAAUUACUCUUAGGACAUAUUGCUGAUUAUGAAUUUUGAUGAUCAUAAACUAUUUCUAACGCGAUCUACCUACGCUCCCUAGAUUUGAGUAAUAAGGAAUGUAGCACUAAAAUGUUAAAUAAAUCUUCAACUAAAGUUGUACUGAUGACUGA